AUGCCGAGUGUGGAGGAUUCUUCGUUGAUGGGGUACGGAAAGGGUGCUAAGCUGUCGGGAGCAGCGGAGACAGAUGCAGGUGUAAUAAUUCCUCUGUUGGCGUCUGUGGUGGCGAAGUUUUUUGACGACUCGUCUAUGGGUUCGAAGAUGCGUUCAGUAACAGACAUGGUAUGUCAAUUAUCUGAUGCGGAAGCUGAGUCGAAGAUGUUUCAGGAUUCGGUGUACUUCUGUUUCGUGGAGGACAUAGUUGCAGCUACAUUGAUAUGUGGAGAGUCUGAGCAGUCUAUAACGUGUCCCAAGUCAUUGGUGGAGUAUGCGCACACACGUGAGGAUUUCCCAUCAACGAAUUGUAUGGUAGCAAAUUCAACAUUGCAUACAGGUACGAUUCCGAACGUGGUGAAUUUUAGUGAUGACGACUUGAUAUUACCAUUAUUGAUGGUGGAUUUAUUACGUUCUAGUAAUGAGAAAAUGUUACCACGAUUUAUACCUACCAAAGUGAGUGUGCAGGAAUCUCUAACCUACCUGCUACUAUAUCGUUCCUGUAUAAUUGCAGCGAGCUAUUCUCGUCAACCUUAUCUAUGUGGUGCUGACAAAGUAAAUGCACCAGUGUUAGUACCAGGUUGGCAAUUACCUUUAGUACUGACAUUAAUGCCGGAGGGUGAUCCUAUUUUCACCGCUAAGGAUUUAAAGAAUGAUGGGGUACCAUUGGUAUUUAUUUCACAGUCAAAUGUAUCCCCAUGCUCCUUCCUUAUAACAGUCCGUGGUACAGCUACAAUGUUCGAAUGGAUCCAAGAUUUUGAAUACUGGCAAACACCAUUUUUCGCGAACCCGAAAGUGAAAACACAUGUUGGAUUCACUCGGAUAUUAAGCUCUGUACUUGCCGCACUUGAAGACUUUCUUGUAGCACAAUCUGAACGCAAUCAAUGCAGCUGUCGGAAUACACAUCUAUUCUUUACCGGACACUCACUUGGCGCCGGAGUUGCACAGUUACUCGCUCUACAUUUCGCAGAUCGCUAUAAGUCUACCCAAUGCCCACUAGAUGUUUCAGCCGUUGUCUUUGCACCACCAAGAGUCUUCAAUGAUUAUGGAGCUGCUCAAUGGCGUAGAACCGUUAAUGGACGGGUCGUUCUAGAUUCCGGAGAUGGCCUUGCUUACAUGCCUUGUUACGAUGGCAAUAGCAAGGCCGGAUGGGCACGAUGCAGUCGCGGACAUAUGCCACUACCUGGACGAGGUCGUGAUCAUUAUUCAGAUAAUUAUGGCAUCGUUGAAAUCAACGUCGAAUAUGUUGAGAAAAAAGGCGGGAAAACACUCGAAACUCUCAUGCAGUCCCUAUUCCCAUCAGGCACCACUCAAGACGAGCCAUCUGUACUCUCCACACUCUUCUCUAAACUCGUCGAACUCGGCAUACCCGGAUUAGGACGCAUUCCAAGUCUUGGAGCCAUGGGCGCCUCUCAUGUCUGCUCUGCCGCCUGCAAAUUCAGCCAAACCGCAUGCGGUGGUGAUUUCAAAUGGUGGUGUGAUAAAUGCCCCAUGCUACUCUAA
This is a messenger RNA of Gregarina niphandrodes, 1542 nucleotides long. RefSeq names its product lipase. NCBI's taxonomy places the organism in Eukaryota, Apicomplexa, Conoidasida, Eugregarinorida, Gregarinidae. Gene Ontology annotation, biological process: lipid metabolic process. Bases 1 to 1542 code for a protein of 513 amino acids. The record is from RefSeq and is a predicted model, not a curated record. The transcript has a single exon.